CAGUGUUUUCCGUAAACUGGUCAUAUCUAAGCUUUGUUAAGCAGAGUGAGCAGAGGGGUGUAUUUGGGUGGGGUUCUAUAGUUCAGGGACUGUUGGGUGUAUUUUCUCACUUAAGCGUUGUAGUGCCGCCGAGUCUUGGAGAAGUGAGUGAGCUGGUGGGUACAGCAGGUGCCGUGUGGCGGGUGAAGGGCUCACACCAGGGCCCCUUCCUCCCGCUUCGCUUGCUGCCUUGAUCCCUCUGGCCGUGUUUUUAGAAACAGCUCUGGCCCUGCACGGUUCUGUCUGCCUCUAGUUUCUAAAUUCACGUAGUAGAAGGGUCUCUAGCAUCCUUUUAGAGGGGCUUGUACAAUUAUUUUUGCAUGUAGGCAUCAUUAUUUUAAAGUCUUAAAAUAUCAUGAAGACUUUUUUUUUUCUCUACAACUUCUGUUUAAACCUUGAAAGAAUGAGCUGAAAUUUGGAAGGAGCAUUUCUGAAGAAACUAAGGGCCGAGGGGGUUCAUGGUUUAAAAAAAAAAAAAGUAAAUUGUGCUGGUUAUGCUCAUCCAUGACUUGGUUUUAGACAUUUUCGUGCUGAAAUGCUGCGUGAGAUUCCGGCAUCUGACACUAGCGUUGGCUCCGGUAUUUUUAGGACUUGUGAAAACGUGGUACUGACAGGAGUGGAUUUUACUCUUUCUUGACCGCCUUCUGUAAAGGAGGACUCGGACUCUGUCGGAGCCGUUCUUGUCCUUUCUUUACUUUUGCUUUCUUUUUUCAGUGGGACUGUUCAGAAUGUUGAACAUGUAGUGUAACCGUUCUGUUCAGUGCCAUAAGGAGGUAGCUAGACCGUACAUGUGUUCCCAGAUACAGAAACAUGAAGUCUUGGUUAAAUAUGAAAAGGAAUUACCUGAUAGAAAAUGAUGAAUAUAAAACUACAUAUGUCGGUACUCUUGAGACAGAAUUCUAGGUACAGUUGCUGCUCUGAUGCGUUGCCAAGGGAGGGUAUGAAAAUUCCUCCUCUUGAAGAUCCUCGAGAGUGGAUUUGAUUCUCUUUUACUUGGGGGCAUCAGUCCUGUCCGCUUACAUCAGUGCCGGUACAGAGAUGCCCUGGGAUCUGAGAUGCGUACAUGGGGGGGCCCUCUGGGAUUUUAUAGGGACUGUUCAUUAGUCACUGCGUUGUGCUUCUGAGACCUGGAGAAGCUAGUAUAUACCGGGGAUGAUGAAUGAGUUUAUUUUUGCAAAGCUAAGCCAACCCUGAAAUACUUACGGUUAUUGUGGGAACAUAAAUGGCCUGGGUAAAGUCAGAGAAAAGAUCCUGGAUCCCAACUUAAGCAUUAGUGGUAACCCUUUUUGAAUAAACGUUCAUGAUCAGGGCUUCCAGGAGAUUUAGUAAAGAAAAACAAUCAUUUUGGUAUCUUAUUUUAGGAUUUUUAAAUUCUAAGGAGGAAAUGCUAAGAGACUAGGAAAUGACUAAAAGUGGGUAGGAAUUUAGGGAAGAAGGAAAGGGCUGGCUGGGGUGGUCCACAGUCAGUAGAUUCCUGAAAAUGAAGUAUAAGCUGUUGGCUCCCUUGGAGAGUUGGUCAUGACUAACGAGUGUCCCAUUUCUUCUGCCCGUUGGUACCAAACAGUGAGACGGUUUAAGCGGAAGCACCUUACAGCCAUCGACUGCCAGCAUUUGGCUCGGAGUCACUUGGCUGUGACCCAGCCCUUCUGUCAAAGAUGGACCAACAGAGACCCGAACCAUGGUCUCUAUCCUAGACCCAGAACAAAAAGAGGGACUAGGGGUCAAGGAUGUCAAGGGUACAACACUGAGUUCUUCCCAGCCGCCCGGCAGCGGUGCAUCAAUGACAUGGCCAGAAGCAGUUCUGUGGGCCAGGACACCUCUAAGGACUCGGAGGGGGACAUGAUCUUUGCUGCAGAGAACCACUGCGCCCUGCCUCAGGAGGGUGGUGGAGAAGCAAGACUGGGCGUGGCAGGGUCCGCUCUGCCUGCAAGGAAGCGGUCCCGGUCCUUUGAGGACGACAGGAAUCAAGCUACAGGGACCAGUCAGCGGGAUGGCGUUUCUAGAAAGACUGCACGGCAUCGUUUGUCCCCGUCGGGCGCAAGAUCCAGGGAAGCCAGGCAAGAAACUGAGGACUCUCUGUCAUGGCGCUCUGCGGAGUCCGGAGAACCCAGCCAGGAAGUGGAGGACGUUGGGCCUGAUCCCAUUCCCGACUCUUACUAUGGGCUUCUGGGGACCUUGCCUGGCCAGGAAGCCCAGAGCCACAUUGGGAGCCUGCCCAGUGAGGUCCUCCGGCACAUCUUCGCCUUCCUCCCCGUGGAGGAUCUCUACUGGAACGUGAGCCUCGUGUGCCACCUUUGGAGAGAUAUCAUCAGUGACCCACUGUUCAUUCCUUGGAAAAAGCUGUAUCAUCGCUACCUGAUGAAUGAGGAACAAGCUGUGAGCAAAGUGGACGGCAUCCUGCUGAGCUACGGGAUAGAGAAAGAGUCCGACUUGUGUGUGCUGAACCUCAUUCGCUAUGCAGCCACCAGUAAAUGCUCCCCCAGUGUGGACCCUGGACGGGCCCUGUGGAGUCUGAGGGAUCACCUCCUCCUUCCUGAGGCAGAGGCCUGCGUGCGUCAGCACCUCCCGGAUCUCUACGUGGCGGCCACGGGUGUCAACGUGUGGGCUCUGGUGGCGGCCAUCGUCCUCCUGUCCAGCAGCGUGAACGACAUCCGGCAGCUGCUCUUCUGCCUCCGGAGACCCAGCUCCACCGUGACGGUGCCGGACAUCACGGAGACGCUGUACUGCCUCGCCGUGCUCCUCUACGCCAUGAGGGAGAAGGGGAUCAACAUCAGCAACCGGAUUCACUACAACAUUUUCUAUUGCCUGUAUCUUCAGGAGAAUUCCUGUCCUCAGGCCAGAGAAGUUAAAGAGGAACCAUCGGUUUGGCCAGGCAAGAAAACUAUCCAGCUUACACAUGAACAACAGCUGAUUCUGAGCCACAAGAUGGAACCUCUCCAGGUGGUAAAGAUCAUGGCGUUUGCAGGCACCGGGAAGACCUCUACGCUGGUCAAGUAUGCUGAAAAGUGGUCCCAGAGCAGGUUUCUGUACGUGACGUUCAACAAGAGCAUCGCAAAGCAGGCCGAGCUCGUCUUUCCCGCCAACGUCAUCUGCAAGACCUUCCAUUCCAUGGCCUAUGGGCACGUCGGGCGGAAGUACCAAUUAAAGAAGAAACUGAAUCUCUUCAAGUUGACGCCCUUCAUGGUCAAUUCUGUCCUUGCUGAAGGGAAAGGCGGAUUCAUACGGGCCAAGCUCGUAUGUAAGACCUUAGAGAACUUCUUCGCCUCGGCCGACGAAGAGCUCACUAUCGAUCACGUGCCGAUCUGGUGCAGGAACAGCCAAGGACAGAGAGUCAUGGUUGAACAGAGUGAAAAGCUGAACGGUGUCCUUGAAGCCAGCCGACUCUGGGACAACAUGCGGAAGUUGGGGGAAUGCAAAGAAGAGGCUUACCAAAUGACUCACGAUGGCUACUUGAAACUCUGGCAGCUGAGCAAGCCUCUGCUUGCCUCUUUUGACGCCAUCUUUGUGGACGAGGCCCAAGACUGUACCCCAGCUAUCAUGAACAUAGUUCUGUCUCAGCCAUGUGGGAAAAUCUUUGUAGGGGACCCACAUCAGCAGAUCUAUACCUUCCGUGGUGCAGUCAAUGCUCUGUUUACAGUCCCUCACACGCACGUCUUCUAUCUCACACAGAGUUUCCGAUUUGGCGUGGAAAUAGCGUACGUGGGAGCUACCAUCUUGGAUGUCUGCAAGCGAGUGAGGAAAAAGACUUUGGUUGGAGGAAACCAUCAGAGUGGCAUUAGAGGUGAUGCCAAGGGUCAGGUGGCCCUGUUGUCCCGGACCAAUGCCAACGUGUUUGAUGAGGCUGUGCGGGUGACGGAAGGGGAAGUCCCAGCAAGGAUCCAUCUGAUCGGGGGGAUUAAAUCAUUUGGAUUGGACAGAAUCAUUGAUAUCUGGAUCCUUCUUCAGCCGGAGGAAGAGCGGAAGAAACAGAACCUCGUUAUUAAGGACAGAUUCAUUAGAAGGUGGGUGCACAAAGAAGGCUUUAGUGGUUUCAAGAGGUACGUGACGGCGGCCGAGGACAAGGAGCUGGAGGCCAAGAUUGCGGUGGUGGAGAAAUACAACACCAGGGUCCCAGACCUCGUGCGAAGGAUCGAGAGGUGCCACAUAGAAGACCUGGACUUCGCAGAGUACAUUUUGGGCACUGUGCACAAGGCCAAAGGCUUGGAGUUUGACACCGUGCACGUGUUGGAUGAUUUUGUGAAAGUGCCGUGUGCCAGGCACAACCUCGCGCAGCUGCCCCACUUCCGAGUCGAGUCGUUUUCUGAGGAUGAAUGGAAUUUACUGUAUGUUGCAGUAACCCGUGCCAAGAAGCGUCUCAUCAUGACCAAAUCCUUGGAGAACAUUCUGACUUUAGCUGGGGAGUACUUCCUGCAGGCGGAGCUGACCAGCGCCGUUUUGAAGACCGGAGUGGUGCGCUGCUGCGUGGGCCAGUGCAACAACGCCAUCCCCGUGGACACUGUGCUCACCAUGAGGAAGCUCCCCAUCACUUACAGCAACAGGAAGGAAAACAAGGGAGGCUACCUCUGCCACUCGUGUGCGGAGCAGCGCAUCGGGCCCUUGGCCUUCUUGACGGCCUCCCCCGAGCAGGUGCACGCCAUGGAACGCACCGUCGAGAACAUAGUGCUUCCCAGACACGAAGCCCUGCUCUUCCUGGUCUUCUGACAGCCGAGAGGCGCUUUCUCCCUGGUACCGAAUGCCUUGUGUGGACUCGAGUUGCCUGAAGAAAGCCCGUGCAGGGUAGGGUCGUCACUCACCCGGGACUCUGAAUUCACGCACAGGGCAUCUUCGGAGGAGGACGAAGCCGACGAGAGUUGGACGUGCCGUUUCUCCAUUCCCUGUAGGUAGCCAGUUUCCGCUGCCCCUGCUCUGUGCACAUCAGGCUGGGGCACGGGGGAUGUUCUUUUGAUAAAAAAACAUUUUAUGUAUUUAAACUUUUAUUACAAGGUUUCAAUUAAACAGGCACUGUAGCACUGGCGUA
Molecule: messenger RNA, 5056 nt
Organism: Mustela erminea (ermine)
Lineage: Eukaryota; Metazoa; Chordata; Mammalia; Carnivora; Mustelidae
Gene: FBH1
Product: F-box DNA helicase 1
Exons: 20
Coding region: 1558-4740 (1060 amino acids)
Biological process (GO): double-strand break repair via homologous recombination; replication fork processing
Cellular component (GO): nucleus
Molecular function (GO): protein binding; 3'-5' DNA helicase activity; ATP binding
Source: RefSeq, a predicted model, not a curated record